Molecule: messenger RNA, 1477 nt
Organism: Cryptomeria japonica (Japanese cedar)
Lineage: Eukaryota; Viridiplantae; Streptophyta; Pinopsida; Cupressales; Cupressaceae
Product: phytanoyl-CoA dioxygenase
Exons: 9
Coding region: 288-1139 (283 amino acids)
Molecular function (GO): phytanoyl-CoA dioxygenase activity
Source: RefSeq, a predicted model, not a curated record
CAAGAUUUUGUUCUUCCUCUCCAAGCGGGGGAUAAGAGCUUACACAAUGAGGCGGUCAAGCAAACAUGAUAGACGUUUCUGCUUACAUGAGCAAUAUAAUCUAAAGGAGGAUUACCAACCAAGCACUUGCGUUUGAAAGACAAAUUUGACAUUUAAAUAAAAUAUGAUUGUUCCCAAGGGAAAACAUUGACCUGAAUUAAUCCGAUCUGAUUCAGACGGUGCCCGGGUUGGAAGCCAGAAUUAAAAUAAAUAUUAGAGAAGAGAGAACAGUAGAGGAAAAAAAAAGCAUGAAUAACAUUCAAGGAAGUCUCACUGCAGAGCAACUGCAGUAUUUCAACUCAAAAGGAUAUUUGGUGAUUGAAGGGUUUGCAAACCCUGAAGAAUGCGGACAAAUGAUGCAGCGGAUGAGGGAAUUGUUGGAGGCGUUUGACCCGUCAGAUUCUUCGAUUUUUUCAUCCAAAAACCAGCAAGAACUAACGGCCAACCAUUUCUACGAGAGUGCAGAAAAAAUCUCAUUCUUCUUUGAAGAGAGGGCAUUUGACAACGAUGGCAAACUUAAGCAGCCCAAGGAGCUGUCAGUAAACAAAGUUGGUCAUGCUUUACAUGAGUUGGACCCAGUAUUUUCCAAGUUUUGCUGUUCAGCAAAACUUGCAAAUGCACUUGCAUCACUGUCUUACAAGAGGCCAACGAUCAUUCAAUCUAUGUAUAUCUUUAAGCAACCAGGAAUAGGAGGUGAGGUGGUACCUCAUCAAGAUAAUUCCUUUUUGUAUACAGAACCACCUUCAUGUACAGGCUUGUGGCUGGCAUUAGAGGAUGCUACCAUUGAAAAUGGUUGCAUAUGGGCGCUUCCAAAAUCUCAUAAAGAUGGUCUUGUGAGAAGGUUUUUGAGAGAUAGCAAUGGGGUCCACUUCGAUAAACCGUCUCCUACCUAUGACUACAAAGAUUUUGUGCCAAUCGAAGUAAAGGCAGGGAGUUUACUAGUGAUUCACGGUGACCUUGUGCACCAUAGUUUUGAAAACAAAUCACCCAAAUCAAGGCACGCACUUAGUCUUCAUGCUGUUGAUACUGAUGGUUGCACUUGGGCUGAAGACAACUGGCUACAAAGGAAGGUGGCUCCAUCACCUAUCUAUGUUGCAUAAGAAAAUAUCCAUGGGACUAUCAAAUUUGAUUGGAAUUCAUGGAUCCCCUACCUGUAUAUAUUCAUGAAUUUAAGGGUUUGAAGAAGUCAAUGCUACUUUAAAAUAUUCAAACAUUUCACUGUUAUUAGUAUUUUAGUAAGCAUAUAACAGAAACACCCACAGUGAAUACGACUAAACAAUACUUACAGUUUUAGCUUCAAUGAAUUAGAUUUGCUAUGUGGCUGAAUAAUUCAGAUGACUAUUUUGAUUGAUUGCUCUCUCUUUAUGCACCAAUUUGAAAUUUAAGAUGUUUGGAUAAGACUCAUAAGUUCAUUGAAUUCAGUCUUUGUUACAAAGGA